Topomyia yanbarensis is the source of this 1242-nucleotide messenger RNA. RefSeq lists its product as uncharacterized. The transcript has 3 exons. NCBI's taxonomy places the organism in Eukaryota, Metazoa, Arthropoda, Insecta, Diptera, Culicidae. The coding region runs from base 1 to 1242 and encodes 413 amino acids. The record is from RefSeq and is a predicted model, not a curated record.
AUGUCGGAGAAAAAGAUGAAACAGAAGGAGCUGAAGCGACAGAACAUUAUGGACUCCAUUUCGCGCAUCGAAAUGUUCGUGACCAACUACAACGAGGAUCGAGACCUUCAAGAAGUAGCGAUACGGUUGGGUAAGCUGGAUACAUUGAUGGAGAAUUUUGAGGCAAUACAAGAGUUCAAUGUUUCGAGGAAAGUGGAUCUCAUCAUUGGAGCGGAAUAUUUCUUCACGAUGCUUAAAGGUGGCCGGAUAAAUUUAGGUACAUCGUUCCCGAUACUCGCCGAGAGUGUUUUUGAUUGGGUUGUUUCGGGUAAAACGGACUUUGAAACCCAAAACGUAACCUGUUGUGUUUCCACCCUAGAGUCUAUUGACCGCAAUUUGGAGCGGUUUUGGAAAGUAGAUGAAUUGGACUGGUCUAAUAUUACCCCAUCUGAACAAUAUUGCGAAGAUUUUUACACUAAGACAGUAUCUAGAGAAUCUUGUGGACGAUACAUGGUUAAAUACCCCAAGAAGGAACAAUUUUCUGCUAUGGUGGGCAAUUCCCAUUUGCAUGCAGUCCGACGUCUACAAAGCCUAGAACGAAAACUGGACAAAGAUGAAGUAUUGAAGAAGAAUUAUCAUGAUUUCCUCGCAGAAUUCUUGGAAUUGGGGCACAUGCGUGAACUGGCAGGGGAUGCAGUCGAUCCACCCAAUGUUUUUUACCUCCCACACCAUGCUGUCCUUAAAGACUCGAGCACAACAACCAAGGUACGAAGUGUGUUCGAUGGGUCUGCUAAAACUGGUACAGGUUACUCUUUGAAUGAUGCACUUUUAAUCGGACCCGUAAUCCAAGACGAUCCUCUCAGUUUGGUUAUAAGAUUCCGCAAGUACAAAGUGGCGUUACUAGCGGACAUCGAAAAGAUGUAUCGUCAGGUUUCCAUUCAUCCUGAUGACCGCCCCUUGCAGAGAGUUUUAUGGAGAUUUAGCCAGGAUGAGCCUAUUGCCAAAUACGAGCUAACCACUGUAACUUAUGAGUUGGCACCGUCGUCGUUUUUAGCCACUAGAACGCUUAAGCAGCUCGCCGAUGACGAAGGUGCGAAAAACGAGCUUCAUGCCCUUUAUAAAAUGCUUACCAACCACACCGAAAUAGACCGUAUCGCUACCAGUUUCGCAAAGGAGGGAAUCACAUGGCACAUGAUACCCCCACGUGCCCCAAAUUUCGGUGGCCUCUGGGAGGCAGCCGUGAAGGUGGCCAAACGUUGCUGA